Messenger RNA from Xiphophorus maculatus (southern platyfish), 2386 nucleotides. It is a transcript of the gene rgs7bpa, whose product is annotated as regulator of G protein signaling 7 binding protein. The transcript is spliced from 6 exons. Lineage: Eukaryota; Metazoa; Chordata; Actinopteri; Cyprinodontiformes; Poeciliidae. Bases 737 to 1489 code for a protein of 250 amino acids. The record is from RefSeq and is a predicted model, not a curated record. Gene Ontology annotation, biological process: G protein-coupled receptor signaling pathway. Gene Ontology annotation, cellular component: postsynapse; neuron projection; nucleus.
GCCACGUCAGGCCUGUAGGAAGUACUCAUCUUCGUUCUGCCUUUCCAAGGUUAGAGAUAGGCCCGCCCGACUGGCAGGAAGCACUCAAAGAAGAAGAAGAAAAAAGACACUCAGAGCCGGACUGGAACUCCGACGCCAGGGAUCAGUUUCAUAUUUUCUCCUACACAGAAGCUCAAAGUGUAGGCUGCGACUUCUAUUCUCAGCGCACUCAGACGGCGUUAUUUGGUCCGCAUAGAACAGAAGAAAAUAUUUUUAAUCGCCCGGUGCUUGAUGGAAACGCGCAAUCAUAAAAAAUGGUUGCAUUUGGAGACCAUCCGUGAAUGCGAUCUGACAUCUGUGCGUCAGAAAGGACGCUUCUGCAAACUGGACUCCUAGCCGGGUGUGAAGAGUCCUCGUUGUACACCUUUAUAGCGGCGCGGGAGUGAAGGUGACUUGAUCCCAGACGCAGUCAAGGCAAUGCGGAGAGGAGCCACAGGCGCUCAUCCUCUACUUUUUCUGCGCCCUUAGGCUCGUCUGGGAUUUUUUCCCCUCCCUCUCCUACAAUAAAUUAAGGUAGCGACAAAGAGCAAUAAGAAUAGAUCGAGCUUCAGUUGUCGAAGGUGAACGGUAAAGGGUGCAGGGUGGUGAGGUAGAAGGAGGACAGCGGUGGAGGAGUUUUUAUCAUUAGAAAUAUUUGUGGCUGGAGUCGGACAGAAUCGUUCCGUUUUGGGGCUGUUUUAAUCGUGGAUGUGUAUGCAUGAGUUCUGCAUCGAAUGGGCGCAAAAACCGCCCCAGAUCCACCGGGAACAUCUUCCAGAUCGGCAAGCCUCCGAACCGAGACCCGCAGCGGAGGGAGAGCACCGAGAGUACCCGCAAAGCCCAGCGCGCCGUGGCCGACUGCAGAAUGAUCGUCCAAGAAUUCAACACACUUGUGGCUUUGUACCGUGAGCUGGUCAUCUCCAUCGGUGAAAUCACUGUUGACUGUCCUACUUUGCGGGCCGACAUGCUGAAGACCCGAACCAAAGGCUGCGAAAUGGCAAGGGCGGCACACCAGAGUCUCUCAUUGAUUUCAGGGCCAGAGGACGGGGAAAUCCACCCUGAGAUCUGCAGGCUUUUCAUCCAGCUGCAGUGCUGUCUGGAGAUGUACAUCACAGAGAUGCUGAAAUCUGUCUGCCUGCUGGGAUCCCUGCAGCUCCACAGAAAAGGUAAAGAUUCAUGUUGCCCUCCUGGAAUCGACACUAAGACUGAAGACUCUGACAUCCCCAUCCUGGAGGAUACCUCUUCUUCACCCACUGAUUGUUCUCAGCUCUGCUGGCUGGUGGCCACUGAUAUAGAAAACAUUGAAAAGGACAUGAGAGAUAUGAAGAACCUUCUAAGUAAACUCAGGGAGACAAUGCCUUUACCACUGAAGAACCAAGAUGACAGCAGCCUGCUGAACCUGACUCCCUACCCUCUUGUCCAACAGAGGAAAAGGCGUUUCUUUGGGCUCUGUUGUCUGGUAACCAGCUAAAGUCCCCACCUUCUAACGUAGGAGGCGACAACAAAGACAUCAUCACCCACUGUCUGUCACCACUCGUGUCUCCCACCGAUCUACUACUGCCACUUUCAAAUGUAUUCUCUUUUUUUUAAAAGGCUGCCCAUUUUAUAAUUUUAUUUUGUAAUACAAAGGAGAAUUGUAACUGCAAUGUAAUAAAAAUAAAACACCACAAUCAUAUAUUUUAAGAUAUUUUGCAGAAGCUUUUUUCUUUUUCUUUUUUUUUAGUAAAUAAAUCGACUGCUUGUCUAAUUUGAAAAAAAAAGAAAAAAGAAUGUGAGCUCACAUGAAACAAUGUCAUUGUUUGGUUAUUACCACAGUCCCGAAUGAGUGAAGUAAGGAUUGAUGUUUCAAAAAAGGGAAUUUAAAUGUCUGUGUUGUCAGAAAUAAUGUGAUAUGAUUAAAAGCGAUUUGAAGAAUUAAAGGCCACACUCCCAGAAAUAAUGGGAUGCCUUUGUCAAAUAUUAGAUGGCAGGUUUGUGCAGAAAAGUUGUUGUGUAUUACAGUCUCUGUUUUCUGUUUCUUGCUGUUUUUGUUCUUACUGUACUUAAUUUAGUCUUCCAUAAACCAAGAACCUGUAUUCAACUUAAACUAUCCAGCUUCAAAUGGAAUAUAUGAGACAUUAUUCAAAGGAAAACUUCUUUGCACACAAUAUCUAUCUAUAAAGACGUUAGACCUGUACAUACACAUACGCAAGGCUCUUAAUUAUUUUCAACGCUGGAGUUGGUUAGCAUAGAGAACCUGUUUUGGGGUAGUAAAUGAGCAAGGAUCUUGUACUAACUGAGGUAUAAUGGAAAAGGAGAAUGUGAAAAUAAAAGCUGUAAUAGGUCAUUUUACAUUGUUAAUAAAACUUUGUUAUUGAAACCACUUAAA